AGAGUGGCUAAUUUGGAAUCGAGGCGUGAAUAUGUUGGUCCUUUUCGAGACAGCUGCAGGUUAUGCAGUAUUCAAGGUCCAUGAUGAGAAGGGUGUUCGUGAAAUCGACGAUUUGGCUAAGGCAUUCGAAGAUACAGCCACAAUGAAUCAGCUGUAAGUUAAUUUUUUGAGAAUACUUCAUGCUCCAGUAAGAAUCCAGCUUGAGCGCUUUGUCCAGUUCAAAGAUACGAAGGAUGCAUUAGUAGCUGCUUCGGACAUAAUAGAAGGAAAAUUGUCUAAGAAAUUGAAAAAGCUUUUGAAAAAGUUGUACGUUAAGGAGCUAAGAGACGAUGUGCUUGCAGUUGCCGAUAAAAAGUUGUCAGUGGAUAUUAAUACAAAAAUGAGUAUACCAACAGUUAGUGAUUCUCUAGUGCAAAACCUUAUGCGAGGAAUCCGGACACACAUUGAUAACCUCCUUCCUGUUGUUGAAGAUAGUCACAUGAUAAGGAUGCGUUUGGGUUUGGCUCACAGUCUCGAUAGAUAUAAACUGAAAUGUAACCCAGACAAAAUUGAUACCAUGAUAGUUCAAGCAGUCGGCCUCAUGGACGAGCUAGACAAAGAAAUAAACAAUUAUAUAAUGCGUGCUAAAGAAAUGUACGGGUGGCAUUUUCCUGAAUUGUCGAAGAUAGUUUUGGAUAAUGUAACAUACGUCAAAGUAGUCAAACGAAUCGGUCAUAGGGCAAAUUCAAGUGUUGAUUUAUCAGACCUCGUGCCGGAUGAAAUAGCUAGUCAAAUACGAGAGGCCUCUAUCGUCUCCCUAGGAACAGAAGUGAUCGAUGAAGACAUUACUAUGAUCAACGAACUUUGUGAUCAGGUACUUGAAGCUUCUGCCUCCCGUACUCAGCUCCACGAUUAUCUUAUCAAGCGAAUGGUGGCAGUCGCUCCAAAUUUGACAGCUCUUGUCGGGGAACUUCUGGGUGCAAGGCUUAUAGCUCGGGCAGGAACACUCGUUAACCUAGCUAAACAUCCUGCUUCAACGGUACAGAUACUAGGCGCUGAGAAGGCAUUAUUCCGAGCAUUGAAAACACGACAUAACACUCCGAAAUACGGUCUGUUGUACCAUGCCACAUUAGUGACACAAUCAGAUAAUCAGUUCAAGGGUAAAAUGUCACGAAUGUUGGCUGCUAAAGCAUCAUUAUCAGCGCGUCUAGACGCUCUUGGUGAAGAGGGUGCUGACACAGAAAUGGGUAUACGAGCAAGAGCAUACUUAGAAAAGAGACUUCGACAGUUAGAAGCUGGAACUUUUAACCCAAAAUUAUCGUCGAUUAAGCGGGGAAUAAAGUCAGAGGACGGCCAACCGAAGUCGAAGAAGAUGAAGGUGGAUGAAUGAAUUAUAACAAUUAUAAUGUACAUACGUUUCAAAAAUAUACAUUAUCAAUUUAUUUGCUCCUAAUGUCCAUGGUUAUAUAAUGUAGUCAAGGUUUAAUCGAAUAACGAUUAUGUCGAC
Molecule: messenger RNA, 1486 nt
Organism: Schistosoma spindalis
Lineage: Eukaryota; Metazoa; Platyhelminthes; Trematoda; Strigeidida; Schistosomatidae
Source: the annotation of a GenBank genome assembly